UCUGGGGGACUCGCCGCCCUGGGGCCACGCGGCCAUGGACUACGUAUGGUCUCUCGGUGAGGACCCCGUCGUGGAGCCCGCCGAGGACCGGUGUCGCCGAAUGCAAGGCCGGAACGACUUCGAGGGGAUCGACAACGACGGCCUUGACUUCGGGGACUUGGAGAACUUCAUCAUUGGCGACGGCACCAGCAGCGAUUAUUUCGAUGACACGACGCUGGUCGUGCACAAUGAGGAGGCACGCGGCCACGCGACCGCGCUGUCGGACCCGCAGGAGGAUGUGGCCCAACAACAGCAACAGCCGCAAGACUCGAAACCUCCCACCUUCGGCGUCUACGUCAUCCCACCACACAGUCUCCCGGAGAGCCCCCCGGACUCGGGGUCCGAGCCUCCGUACUCCCCGCAAGACCAUGGCGGGCAGUCUCCUCACCAGAGGCUGGGCGCCGCGCGGCCGCCGGGCCUGCAGGACAUGCUGAUGCACCCGGCGUCCUUCGUGGCGCAGCCCCUGGCGCAGUCGCUGGCGCAGCCCCUGCACAUCGCCGUGCCGCACGCCGUGGGCCACCUCGCCGAGGCCCUGCCCGGGCACACGCCCACGCUGCAGGUGCAGGGCGCCGGCGGGGAGACCAUCCUGGUGCAGCACUCCGUCGUGCUGGCCGCCAUGCCCGGCGUGGGCGGCGUGUUCCCGGUGCUCGGCGUCGGCCCGGCCGCCGUGCCCACCAGCCCCGUCCUCGCCACCAAGAAGAGGAAGCUGUCGCAGGACGGUCGCAUCCACGUCAAGACUGAGCCCGGCAUGGCAGAGCUGUCCCCAGACUCCUGCUCCAACCAGACGGGCGUGCUGGACGACGACUUCGGCAUGGACUGCUCCGGGGAGAUGUACGGCCUGGAGUCCAGCCUGCAGUGCAUCCGCUUCAGCCCCUUCCAGCCCACGGACUGGCACGCGCUGUGCGACCAGAAGUUCAUCGAGCUACCACCGCCAAAGUACCAAGUGGUCGCGGACAAAGGCUUCAACUUCUCGAACGCCGACGACGCGUUCGUGUGCCAGAAGAAGAACCACUUCCAGAUCACUUGCCACGUGAAGCUGCUCGGCGACGCGCAGUUCGUGAAGACGGCCGAGGGCUUCAAGAAGAUCCUGUCCUGGCAGCUGCACUUCUACGGCGCCAAGACGGAGGCCACGGCGCAGACCAUCAAGGUGGAGCAGAGCCAGAGCGACCGGUCCAAGAAGGCGUUCCACCCAGUGCAGCUGGAGCUGCGCGUGGACGAGCCCGUCAAGAAGACGGUGGGCCGUCUGCACUUCAGCGAGACGACCUCCAACAACAUGCGCAAGAAGGGCAAGCCCAACCCCGACCAGCGCUACUUCUACCUCGUGGUGGGGCUGCACGCCCACUGCACCGACGACCUGGACUACCCCAUCGUGUCGCACAACUCGGAGCGGAUCAUCGUCAGGGCGUCGAACCCGGGCCAGUUCGAAAGCGACGCGGAGCUGUGCUGGCAGAAGGGCUCCGUCUCGGACUCUAUCUACCACACGGGCCGGUGCGGCAUCAACACGGACCGGCCCGAGGAGGCGCUCACCGUGCACGGCAACCUGCGGCUCACCGGCCACCUCAUCCAGCCCAGCGACAGCCGCGCCAAGGAGGCCAUCCGGGAGUGCGACACGCGGGAGCAGCUCCGCAACGUGCAGCAGAUCCGCGUGGUGCAGUACCGCUACACGGAGGAUUUCGCGCGCCACGCCGGCCUGGGCGCGGGCGUGAGCACGGGCGUCAUCGCGCAGGAGGUGCAGCACGUCCUGCCCGAGGCCGUGAGCACGGCCGGCGACGUGGUGCUGGACAACGGGACCAAGCUGGACAACUUCCUCGUCGUGAACCGGGACCGGCUGUUCAUGGAGAACGUGGGCGCCGUCAAGGAGCUCUGCAAGGUGACGGACAACCUGGAGACGCGCAUCGACGAGCUGGAGCGGAUGAACCGCCGCCUGACCAACCUGAAGCGCCUGGAGAGGCUGGACAGCCUCAAGUCCGUGUCGUCCAGCGUGGCGCUGCGCAGCCGCAAGGGAGGCCCCUUCGCGUCGCUGGCGGACGGCACCAUGUGCUCCAACAAGUUCAUCCAGAUCAUCAUCGUCAUCCUGGUGCUCAUCAUGGCCUUCUGCCUGGUCGCCAUGGCCACGCUGUACUUCCUGGAGUUCCAGCGGCGCGGCGACAACUACGACGGCCCCACCGUCCGGCAGUCCGUGGUGCACGCCCAGGCGCAGGCCGCGCUGGAGACGACGUCGCGGCCGUCCAAGAUGCGCCACAAGUCCGGGGCCGCGCCCAACAAGAAGAACGCCACCAUGGCGCCCAACGUCAAGCUGUCCAAGGCGGACCGCGACGAUCUCAAGGGCGGCCGGCAGGGGGGGCGCAUGGAGAAGACGGUGGCGCCCCCCCUGCCCACCACCGCCGCGCCACCCUCCUCCACGUCGCCCAGGCGCGCCGCGGACGAGCUCAACAACCUGUUCCCGGACGACGAGGCCGGCGGGCAGGACGCGCCGCGCAUGGCCGUGGCAGUGCUGGGCUCCUCGCUGAACCGCACCCUGGGCCCCGAGCUGUGCGACCACACCGCCCCCGCCGCGGAGCUGGACGCGUGCAGGGGCCACACGGCGGGGCCGCACGGCAACUACUCGUACCUGGUGUACAUCAGCCGCUACCUGGCCGACCCGGGGCUGCAGCUCCAGUUCAGCUUCUCGCGGCCCUGGCGGAGGCCCGAGCUGUGCAGCUCGACGGCAGCCUCGCCGUGCCCCAGCCGGAACAAGGCGCCCGCCGUGGACGCGGUGGGCGCCAUCCAGCCGUCCGGCAGCCCCGCCGACGGCACGGCCAAGCAGCACCUGUCCCGGGGGGCGGGCGCCGAGGCGGGCGGCGACGCUGGGGGCGGCGCGAGGGGCGGGGCCGCCGAGCAGUACGUCCACACGGUCGGCAUCGACCGCCACAUCACAACCACGGCCAUCUUCAGGGUGCCGGUGUCUGAGGCGUCAGGGGACCUGUGCGAUCUACCGGCCAAGAGCCUGGGAAGCGAUUUCCUGGAGUACCGGAUCCAGUUCAUGCGUCGCUGCGACGGCUAGACUCUGGCCGCUAGACGACGCGCGGGGCCGGCCCAACCCGUCGAGCCUCUUUGUGAUACUUUGUCAACGCUGCAUUUAGUGCUGCAUUUUAGUCAUUUUAGGUGAUAUUUGACCGGCCGCACCGCCCGCGCGGCACGCUCGCUGAGCGAAAGGACCUUCUUGGCGUGUCGCACGUUGGCGCGGUGCGGUGCGACUGGGUGCGAUCAACUUAGAAAAUGUUGCACAAAAUCUCAACUUCUUUUCUGUUAUGUGGCUGUGUUUAAUUUUCCUUAUCUUUUUUAAGUUUUCUUUCAAAACUUUGUAGUCUUUUUGUUUUGUAAACGUUUUAUUUGUUAGCCUGAAAGAAGAAGGGUCCUCGCUUUUGCAGGGUUUUUGAUGACCAAAUACUAUUGCAAGAUAAGGUGUAAGGAACCAAGUCGCGCGUUUGUGAAAUAUUGGCGUAUGCCUAAGUGAUUUAAAGUUUAUUCUAUACUCUUUAUUGUAUGUAUAUAAAGCUCAUUUGCUUGCAUUUAUUUUAUUCUCGACACAUUGUAACUAGAAAAGUGCCUUCCUCGUUAAAAGUUGCAUUUUGUAAAUAAUAUAUGUAUUUGUGAUUGUAAGAUUCGUGUAAAAGUUACGCAGUAAUGAUAGGACUUACUUAAUGACCUGAUGGUACAAGUAACUAUGACCCUCGCCGCGUGCGACGUAGAAGCAUUCUGCCCCGAUAGGUUCAGCUUUGCGAGGGCCUUGUAGCUCAAGUUUUAGUUUAGGUUUUAGCUGAAAUCGUCACCCGGUUCCUUGCCCGCAGCAGCUGGUGACACUGGUGACGGGACGCGCGGUUCCCGAACCUUGUCCGAGGUCCUUGCGUUAUUUUUUUAAUCCUCUUCCGAGUGGCGCGGCAGAGGCGCCCUCUGCGGGGACAUUCAGACUUUGAGAUAGUUAGAAGGAAGCCGGGCAACGUUUGCGAGGCGUGCUCGCUAGUGUCGGCGCGCGGCGGGGAGAGCGUCACCUCCAUGACUGGGCUGUCCAUGACACGCCCCGCUGCAGCCAGCGAGCGCUGCAGCCAUUCCAUUUUCUUAUUUUUUCACAUCCCUGUAAUUUGUUUUAAGCGCAAAUACCACAGCAUCAUUCUCACUUUGAAAUUAUUCCUUUUAAGUGCCGAGUACUUAAUGGAGUUCGUCACGACUUGGCGCAGACACAAUGUAAAAAGUGGAGGCAAAACACUUAAAUGUGUGUACUUUUGCCCCGCGUGCGACGUGCGAGCGGUAGUGGUUGUAAUCAUGAUUGUAUUUCCUGUGCAAUAAUUGUAAUAAGUGUAGAGGUGCGAAUCAGGAUUAGUUAUGUUUUGUUUUGAUUUCUAUGUCUGCAUUUUAAUGGGCGUGGGUUCAUUUCCCUGUGGGCCCCGCUACAUAAAAAUAAUUCCUGUUACUGUUGUUAAAUUUUUAUCAUUGUGAGGAUGAGUCUCUUUUCUCUCUCUCUCUCUAAUUUUGUUCUUUAGCUUUUGUGUGUACAUUAUAUCCUAGACAAAGGCAAUCCUAGUCAUUUGCUAAUCGCCACAAACCUUUCAAAUUAUUUUAUGUGAGUUAGGACUUCAGUCAAUAUGAAAAGGAGACCUUCGAAACAGUUCUGCCCAAUUUAUUCAGUUAAAAAUAGCGGUUUCAUCAGGAAUCAAAUUAUUUCCGAUUUGAAACGAAAUGAAUUGUUUGGAGAGUAAGGUUGAGGUGGAAUGUGCAGAGGUCUCUAGUUCCUGUGUUGCCAGUAGGAGUGGUGUUAGACAUCUCAAUGUAUUAAUCUGCUUGUCAGUACACGGUCUAAAUGGUUUUGUUGUAAAUCUACUGUAAAUAUAGUUUGUAAGACGACGUCCAGCUCAGUAGACGUUAACUCAUUUUGAAAAGACAUUUUAUGUGAAAUAACCUGUUGUGAAUUUGGAGACGUGCUUUUCCGUGCAUUUGCGGAUGGUCUCGUUCACUCUAGCGGCACGUUCCGAAAAGAGCUUCGGCACGCUUUCUACCUAGAAACGACCAGUAUCAGAAAACAUAAUCAAAACUUCUAUGUCAUGAAUUUAUUGUUUGUUGUAUUUUUUCGCACUGUACGUUCACGCUCGUUAAGAGAUUACUCAGAGAUCCAUAUUGUAAUUACUCUAGACAUUAAGAAAUAUUACGCGUACUUGCCACACCGUUAACAAGAUUUUAUGGCAAUGCGAUCAACUACGUGGGAACCAAUUUAGCGAUUUGUACAAAACGUGUGGAAUGACAGUGAGAAUAUGAAAACCAGCCGGGAAGUCA
Messenger RNA from Thrips palmi, 5346 nucleotides. Its product is annotated as myelin regulatory factor-like protein. Gene Ontology annotation, cellular component: nucleus; endoplasmic reticulum membrane. The record is from RefSeq and is a predicted model, not a curated record. Gene Ontology annotation, biological process: protein autoprocessing; positive regulation of DNA-templated transcription. Gene Ontology annotation, molecular function: DNA-binding transcription factor activity; sequence-specific DNA binding. Lineage: Eukaryota; Metazoa; Arthropoda; Insecta; Thysanoptera; Thripidae. The coding region runs from base 35 to 3082 and encodes 1015 amino acids. The transcript is spliced from 18 exons.